This is a messenger RNA of Penaeus chinensis, 876 nucleotides long. RefSeq lists its product as uncharacterized. The coding region runs from base 262 to 615 and encodes 117 amino acids. The transcript has 2 exons. Lineage: Eukaryota; Metazoa; Arthropoda; Malacostraca; Decapoda; Penaeidae. The record is from RefSeq and is a predicted model, not a curated record.
UUUCACCCGUAUGACGCAGGUCCAGCAGGGUAUUUCUAACAGGCACUUCCACCUCCAGCUCAGUCUUUUUCCCUCGUCCCGCCAUACGUCUCGAGCCACUCCUCCCUUCCGCCCGUGUCUGAUUUAAUUCUGAAAUGAUUAGCAGAGUAUAUUGAAUUUGCAUACUGGAAAACAACAAGGAGACGUACAAGAAAGAAAACAACAGAUCAGUGUGUCCACUAAAAAAAAAGGAAAAGAAAAAAGGAAUUAAUCAAGCGCAUCAUGGCAGCUACCAACGCCGUAACCAUGGCAACCUCCGGUAAAUCUUUCGGCACAGAUCUCACCAACCUGUUUGGGAGCAAGGAAUUAGCCAUAGCAGGUAAAGCUUUGGUCCUGGUGGCCGUCGCUUUACUCAUCUACGACCUGCUGGUUUUCCUGCUGGCUCCCACCUCCAGCAGGAAAAAUCUCUUACUCACGCCAUGGUUGACUAAAGUUUUUGCUGAUUCUUGGGAGACGCAGCAUCACCACAGCGGCCCUUAUGGCAGAUCCGACGACGCUGUGGGUUCGGUCCUGCGCUCCCUGGCCGACACAGCUACCAAGUACGAAAGCCGCUGGGAGAAGAGCCGUCUUCCGUAACUGUGCAAGAAAAGGUGCAACAAACACGUCUUGGAAUUCCUUUUGAUGGAAAUGUGUAAUAACAGGUGAAACAAGGGGAAGAGGAGACAUUUUAGUCAUCUUCAAUGUUGCUGACUAGAACAUAAUUUACUCGUAAAGUAUGUAUCUGUAAAACAUUGCACAUGCACAUAAAUAUGCACGCUCACAGGCAUAUAUAUGUAUAUAUACAUAAUAUAUAUGCACACACACACACACACACACACACACACACAAACACACACA